This is a messenger RNA of Aspergillus wentii DTO 134E9, 894 nucleotides long. RefSeq lists its product as uncharacterized. Bases 1 to 894 code for a protein of 297 amino acids. The record is from RefSeq and is a predicted model, not a curated record. NCBI's taxonomy places the organism in Eukaryota, Fungi, Ascomycota, Eurotiomycetes, Eurotiales, Aspergillaceae. The transcript has 2 exons.
AUGUUCAAGAAAUCCAAUAUCCUCUGCUGUGGUGGACAUCCACUGCUGAAUCCCUCCGCAUUCUCAUCAUCUCUACCGCCUCAUGCUUCUUUCUCUUGGAGAUCCUAUGCAACUGCCCACGACUUCUCGGGUAAAGAUCUCUCAUGGCCUACAGGCUCAUCCUUUACGCCGUACGAUGUUUUCAAGCAAGAACGAGGCGCACCGUACUCGAAAAGCCGGUUCUACGACUUGGUCAAGAUCUACCACCCCGAUCGACCAUGUAACGGGCAUCCACUCUGCCGAGAUAUUUCACCAGAAGUGAGACUUCACCGUUAUCGGCUAGUAGUGACAGCGCAUGAGAUUCUCUCUGAUCCGACCAAGCGGGCAGCCUACGACUUGUCCGGCGCCGGAUGGAGCCACCAUUCUCCUCGCAGUCAUGGUCCAACUCCUUCAUGGGCACGCACCGGCUCGAGCGACUAUGGCCCUAUAUUCACCAAUGGAACCUGGGAAGACUGGGAGCGGUGGUAUAACCGACAUGGAGAGAAGCAGCGCCAGGUUGUCGACCACCGCACCUUUACGAGUUUGGUUAUACUUCUUACGUUGUUGGGGGGCGCUGUUCAAGCAUCAUGGAUCAGUCAGUACAGCACAGGAUACGAAGACAGACUCCGGGAGAUCAAUGAAGAAUCAACACGGUUUUUGGUCGGACGACGGGAGAAUACCGUGAAGCAGACGGGAUCAUCGGAUGCUAAAGUGCAGCACUUUCUCAUCCGGCGAGAUCCCACCGGGUUUGGAUUGAAGGAGGAAGAGCAGCCAGUAUAUCAGCAGGUUCUCAAUCCUCGCAAAUCAUCUGUGCCUGCAGGCACUGUCUAUAUCAUAGGGCUGUACAGACUGCCCAUGCGAUUUCAAGCCAUAUAA